GCAGGGAGGGGAGGUUUUACGCACAGCUGAGCACGGCGUGAAAUCUGAACGCCAGGAACUCACACAAACAGCAUUGGGCCAGUCAGAGGAAUAUUGAUCUAAAACGUUGAGUUUGAACACAUCAUAACAGCGCGGUCCGGACAACUUGGACUCAGACGUUGCCAGCUCUGGAGCAAGGCCCAGUGGGUGGAUGCGUGUGUGUGCCUUAAGUGUGUGUUUUCUUACUUCUGUGCACCUUUGGGUGAGGCUUCUGUGAAGAUGAGGGCCAUCACACUGCUGUGUCUUCUGAUGGUUGCGGAGGCUGCAGCCUCCAGGUUCGUCCGUGACUCCCAAAGUGGGCUUGAAGCUUUAGAACCCGCCAACAACAACGCAUCAGUUGUUCUUCCACCCUCGCAGCCGGGCCGACCACGGAGCUCGCACCCCCCCAUGUGCAUAAAACCCACGGAGAUCAAGCAAGCCUUCAAAUAUGUGAACACCAUCAUAUCCUGCCUGAUCUUUGUCGUGGGAAUCAUUGGCAACUCAACACUGCUCAGGAUCAUAUAUAAGAACAAAUGUAUGAGGAAUGGACCCAAUGUACUCAUUGGCAGCUUGGCACUGGGAGACCUGUUAUAUAUUGUCAUCGCCAUCCCCAUCAAUGUGUUCAAGCUGUUAGCCGAGGACUGGCCGUUUGGCGUGUACGUCUGUAAGCUGAUGCCGUUCAUCCAGAAAGCGUCGGUGGGAAUCACCGUCCUCAGCUUGUGCGCACUCAGUAUUGACCGCUACCAUGCAGUGACGUCAUGGAGCAGGGUGAAAGGGAUGGGAAUCCCACUGUGGAAAGCUGUGGAGGUGACACUGAUCUGGCUGCUUGCUGUGGUGCUGGCAGUUCCCGAGGCGCUCGCAUUCGACAUGAUGGAGAUACCAUAUAGAGGCGCCAAGCUGAGGGUUUGCCUGUUGCAUCCAGAACAGACCACAAGCUUUACGAAGUUCUACAAGGAUGCGAAGGACUGGUGGCUGUUUGGCUUCUAUUUCUGUUUCCCUCUGGUCUGCACGGGAAUCUUCUACACUCUCAUGUCCUGUGAGAUGCUCAGCCGCAAAAAAGGCAUGCGCAUCGCACUCAAUGACCACAUGAAGCAGAGGAGGGAAGUAGCAAAGACGGUGUUCUGCCUGGUGUUGAUUUUUGCUUUCUGCUGGCUGCCCCUUCAUCUCAGCCGAAUUCUGAAGAAGACAGUCUAUGAGGAGGGUGACCCCAACCGCUGUGAGCUGCUCAGUUUCCUGUUAGUGAUGGAUUACAUUGGAAUCAACAUGGCCUCCAUAAACUCCUGCAUUAACCCGAUUGCCCUCUACUUUGUCAGCCAAAAGUUUAAAAACUGUUUCCAGUCUUGCCUGUGUUGCUGGUGUUACAGAACAUCUCAUCUGGAUGACCGAGGACGCUGGAAGGGCUCAUGCCACGGUAACGGACUAGACCGCUCCAGCUCCCGUUCCAGUCAGAAAUACACAAGCUCUUCAUAAAUGCAAACACACAGACACACUAAUUGCACACCUCCUCCUGUACACACCAGUACUCCCAUCAGGGACAAACAGCAGUCUCAGUGCCGACAAACUGGCCUUCAGAUCAAAGUCAGAAGGGGAACCUGGAGUCACUUCUACAGGACUCGCUGCAGACUGAAAGACUCAAAGAUCAACCCCAAAAUGCUGAUGAAAUAAUGGAAGUGUGCCUCCUCAGGCUGUAAUAGUAAAUGCAAAAGCUUUGAUGAAACCGAUGCUACAUAAACACGUUCAUAUUGCUACGCUGAGGCCUCUCUAGAGGACUACUCGGUGACACUAAAAAUGCAUUUAUACAGAAUGUUUAUUCAAACCACUAUGUAAAUGUAUGUACAGUAUUAUUUACAUAUAGAGUGCAAACUUACCAUCAUAUUUAGCCUUAGUAUUUUGUGUAGCUAUGAAUAAGCACUGAAAAACACUACCUGUUGAAGCUUUAUUACCUCACGGGGAAAGCUAGAGGGAAACUGUGACCCUUAGUAAUUUUACAAUGUAGCUUCUAUUUUUCUAAGAAAGCAACACAGCUUGUGUUACCUACUGACGUGAGGUGUCCACAUGUUAUUAUUGCCAAAUAUUUCACCUCUAUCGGAGAGCAGUAAUUUUCUGUGGCUGGAAAUUAGUCUGAAAAUGCUUUGUAAGAGCCAUGUAAAAGCUUUUUGGAAGGAAAAAGAAAUUUGCUGGAUAAGCUGUAUGUAAGUGAAUGAUUUUAAAACUCCACAUAACAAGGAAAGGUUAAAAAGUUCCACAACACAGCCCAUAAAAAGCUGAGGUCAGACAUGACUUAAAUGAGGCAUCAUGGACCUGUAACUUGUGCAGAGAGCAACCAUCGACUUUUGUUUCAAACAGACUCAGCUUUUAUGUUGAGGAUCGUUACUAGGAAUGACAGCUGGGUCCUCAGACCCAGAGACAAAACGGGAAAUUAUAGUGGAAGAGCUUGCAGCUUUGAACGAGGAGUGUGACCAGGAGCACACAUAUUCUUCUUAUUAUCAUUAUUAUCUAUUUUUUAAACAGUAAAUUAGUCUCCCAGGGUCAGACAGGGUCAGGCAGGGUUGGGCUGUAAUGUUCUGAGUAGGGUUUUCGCGAUACUAGAAUUCCGAGACUCAGGAAAAUACUCAAUACCUGAUGCUAUUUCUAACACCACAGAUGAAAAAAUGACAAAAUAGGCAUACUUCUUUUAAAAUAUUAGAACAAUGCUGGUUCAUGCAAAGGAUUGAAUUGCUGAACAGAGUUGAAGAGGUAGGUUGCCAGUGAGAAAUAAAACUGUUUUUUUACACAAACAACUGUGCCUUCGUGUUAAAUUAACAGCCCAUUAACUUUACAGACAGGCAGGACUGAUAAAAUCUGCUGCCUAGCUCCAAAAUUACCGUUAUUAUUUCAUUAUUAGCCAUAGCUGCUAGCUUAAUGAUAACAGACAGCUAACGUGGGUUAGCUGCUAACAGUUAAAUGGCUAAUGCUAACAUUUAUGCCAGUCAGAUUAAUGUUUGUGUUAACUAAGUAAUACUUAAUGUGUUUGAAACAGGAGUUCUACUGACCUCUCAAACUUCCUCAGAAAGACAGGAUUUAAGUCUUUUUUAAGAUGCUUUGCCGAGUCUGUUGAUGCGUUCAGCUGCUAGUGGGGGGAGGGGCCAUGCUGCAUGAAUUUGUCUGUCUAGACUUCUGUGGUGAGUCUUUGUAGAGCCUACAAAGUCACCUGUGUAACUGACCAAUGUCAUUGCCAGCAUUUGUGUAUGUGCAAGUGCAUAACAUGUUAAUUACCCCGUGGCUGUGUCUCUGUGUUUUAUAUGCCAGCCAACAGAAACAAACGAAACGCUUUUUGAAGAAAAAUCUAAUCUAAUGUCAUCUCACAAUGAGAAGGAUAAAGGUAGCUGUAAGUAAAGAGAAUACAAGCACUUAAUAAUAACAUAUAAAUCUAAUAUAAAAACUCCCCCUCAGAAGGAACGCAUUUAUUCUGUAUUCACAACAUUGUCACUUGGGGAGAACAAAUUGCAUGUUACAGUUCAUUUUAAGAAAAUGGGACAGUGCCAAUAUUAAUAACACUCAGUCCAGUGAUAAAGAAAAGCCCAGGAUGAACCCAUUUUAUGUAGCGUGCUAAUUUCAGUACAGUGUUUCUAAGAUGUGGUUAGAAACGCUUUCACUGUUCUCAGUAAUCGUGAAAUGUGCGUAUUCUGAGAAUCCAGACAACGUGUUUGCCGUCAUUUGGAAGACUGAAAUAGAGCACACUGAAAUAUGUUUAUCAUUUUAACGCCUGGACACAACAUCAAUCAAGUCAGCUGAUCAUGCAGUAUGUGACUCACUAAAAUCUAUUUCUUGCCAUUUCGAGCCUGCUUUAAGGUGCAUCUAAAUGAUUGUACAACUUUGUAAGUUUCCUUUGUAAGUGGGACCAACAAGCUGAGACAUGUCGGUAAUUUGACCUGGACGAUCAAGUUAAAUGUUUAUAUCCCCUUAUGUCUGAAAUCACAUUUAUAUUAGUAUGCAGUAAUAAAUUUCAUUUUAUAGCA
Messenger RNA from Pelmatolapia mariae (spotted tilapia), 4016 nucleotides. Its product is annotated as endothelin receptor type B-like. The record is from RefSeq and is a predicted model, not a curated record. Gene Ontology annotation, biological process: regulation of blood pressure; endothelin receptor signaling pathway; developmental pigmentation. Lineage: Eukaryota; Metazoa; Chordata; Actinopteri; Cichliformes; Cichlidae. The transcript has 8 exons. Gene Ontology annotation, cellular component: plasma membrane. The coding region runs from base 259 to 1488 and encodes 409 amino acids. Gene Ontology annotation, molecular function: endothelin receptor activity.